Messenger RNA from Tauraco erythrolophus (red-crested turaco), 1626 nucleotides. The record is from RefSeq and is a predicted model, not a curated record. Lineage: Eukaryota; Metazoa; Chordata; Aves; Musophagiformes; Musophagidae.
GUCCCGCGAGCCAAGGCCCUGUACACCUACCGAGGGCACAACCCCGGGGAGCUGCGGUUCAACAAGGGGGACAUCAUCGUGCUGCUCCGACAGCUGGAUGAGAACUGGUACCUGGGGGAGGUCAAUGGCAUCAGCGGCGUUUUCCCAGCCAGCUCCGUCCAAGUCAUCAAGCACCUGCCCCUGCCACCGCCCCUGGGCAGAGCGCUCUACGGCUUUGACCUGCGGAGCAGGGAGAAGACGGAGAACAAGGACUACCUGACGCUCCAUAAGCCCAACACCACUGCAAGGCAACUCCUGCAGACUGGCAAAAGCCACUGGUCCCCCCAGUUUAAGUGUGCAUCCCUGCGAACAGCGUCUCCCAAAGCCAAGGGUGCGGAUUCGCCAGCCUUCCCCAAGGUGCCCGACUCCAGGCGGAAGAGCCUGCGGCAGUUCUCCAUCACCACCGCCCUCAACACCCUCAACCGGAUGGUCCACGCUCCGGCCGAGCGGCAGGCGCUGGAGAUCAGCUCCCCGGUGCUCAUCAGCUCCAGCAACCCUACCGUGGCCACCCAGAGCAGCGAGCCAGCAGAGCUGCCCUACGGCACCCCUCUCCAGGUCAGCGCGUCGUACUGCCCUGCGCCAGGACCACUGGGGCACUCAGCGGCCAUCGUCACCCUCCCCCACCUGCAGCACCACGUCUCAGCUUACCUGUGCGUGGCUCUCCACUCCUACAUGGCUCACGGACCAGACGAGCUGGAGCUGCAGAAGGGAGAAGGGGUCCGUGUCUUCGGGAGGGACCAGGACGGCUGGCUGCGGGGCAUGUCCCUCGUCACCGGGAGAGUCGGCAUCUUCCCCAGCAACUACGUCGCUCCCCUCUUCAGGAAAUCCAAUCUGUCCGACUCAAAGAUGCCUUCCCUGUACGCCUCGUGGACGCUGUCAACCUCCUCACUCUCCUCCCAAGGGAGCAUCUCGGAAAACGGCCUGAGACAAAGCAGACCUUUGAAAUCGGCGCUGCUGCCCGUGCCCGUCACCUCGCCCGGGAGGAGCGCGGCCGCGGCGGCUGCGGGACAGGCAUCGCUGCGGCGCAGCCGCGGCAGCACGAGGAAGACCUUACCAGGGCCGGGCUCCUGCAUCAUGCUGAGCCUGAUGCGAGCAGAACGUGGCCAUGCCGGGGACACGCAUGGCAUCUCCCCGCAGCGCAAGCCGCACAGCAUCGCUCCCGGCGCCGGCACGGCCGAGGCAGGAACGAGGCCAAACUUCUCCCACGACGCUUCGCCGGCGCUUGUGGUGCGAGGAGCAGAAAGCAGAACCCCCUCUGUGUGCAGCUCCGUGAUCCUGGAUGCCAAAGACCCUCCAGCAAAGAGCGAGGCAGCUCCGAAGCCGCCUGCAUCAGCCCCACCAUCCAUCCUGGUGAAGCCAGACACCUCCCGCAACAGCGCCGAAAAGCAAGUGAAGACGGUGAGGUUCCAGAACCACAGCCCGCCGCCGCCCAAGCGGCACAGCCUGCAGCCCUCGCCGAGCCUGCCGACCAGCUCCAGCCCCCUGCACCAGCGCCGAGCGCUGCACCCGAAGGCGCUCUCACUGGACCUCUCCGGGCAGCUGACCUUCCCCGUCAAGAAGAACUACAGCAGCAUUUCUGCCAACUGA